Scheffersomyces amazonensis is the source of this 1651-nucleotide messenger RNA. RefSeq lists its product as uncharacterized. Lineage: Eukaryota; Fungi; Ascomycota; Pichiomycetes; Serinales; Debaryomycetaceae. The record is from RefSeq and is a predicted model, not a curated record. Bases 54 to 1508 code for a protein of 484 amino acids. The transcript has a single exon.
AUUAUAAUGUACUGAAACUAUACUAUUCUAUAAAUCAAUAUAUUUAGUAUGCGAUGGGGUUUAUAAAACAUGGAAAGUCCCUAAAGCGAAGGAAAACUUCUAAUAAGAAUUCAUCAUCAGAUAUAAUCGCUUUAGAGAAGACCCCAUCAUCAAGUAAAAGUUCUAAGCUUAGUAUCUUAGAAAGAUUCCCAGAAGAUAUCUUAUUCCAAAUAUUUAUUGAAUCUGGACCUCAUAAUAAUUUACCAUUAGUUUGUAAACAGAUUAAUAAGACUUUAAAGUUUACUCAAAAACGUAUUAAUAUAUAUUGUUGUGAAGAAGAAGAUGAUGAUAGUGUUUGGGAUAUUUAUAUUCCAGGUGAUCGUCAGUACUGUGAAGAUCUUGAAGAUGAUGUUAAUUGGUAUAAUUUAUCUUUAGUUAAACGUAUGAUACGUAAAUGGUAUUUGGUUAAUUUAAAUACUAGACUAAUUUUUAAUGAUAUCCGUUCAAAAAUAGAAUAUUAUAAGUCUACUAUAUUUACUGAAUAUCCCGAUCUAGAAACUUCCAGUCCGUUUAUUUAUAAAUGUAUAAAUUAUUAUAUUGAUGAUAUUGAAGAGUUAUGUGAGAAAUAUACCACACAAGCUUAUGCUUAUGCUGAUAGCAUUCUUUUAAAUAAAUUUAUAAGUGCUGGAGUUAUAUAUUAUGCUUUUGAUGAUGCUGUUAUACCUCGAGAUGGUAAAAGCAGAAGAGGAUAUGGAAUGUAUCAUAUACCAGUAAUGACUCAAGAACAGAUUAAAUUAGAAACUAUGGUUAGAUUAAAAGAAGUUAAAGGGAUAUUUGCUUCUAUUUCAUAUUGGUUCUUUCAAUUAAGGCAAAAUGAAAAUUAUGAACCAGAUUCAUUAGCUAAUAAAAUGUGGAAUCUUCGUCAAUAUGAUAUGUUCGAAGAAAUACUACCAGGGAAUAUAGAACUUCCAGAUUAUGAUGAUGAAAUUGAAUUCAGUGAAAAUUGUUAUACUAUCUAUGAUGAACUUCGUGAAUGUGAUUACUAUGAUUUUAGUGAUAUAUUAUAUGAGAAUGGAAUUAAUUCUAAGGAAAAAUUUGAUAUGGUACUUGUUUUAUGUGAUAGACAAACAUCUUUCUUCAUAAAUAUCAAUAAAAUAUUAUACAAUACUAUUAAGAAUUUUAAUGGUGAAGACUUCAAAGGUUCUGAUGCAACUUUAGCUCAUUAUGUGCAUUUCUUAUUCCAAAUGUCCCCUACAUUAGAAGUAGAAGGCAAACCUCCAAUUGAUGAAAUGCUUAGACUUUAUGAUAAGUUUGAAAAACAAGAUUGUACAGUCUACGGUAAGAAUUAUUUUCAAAAAUCUAUUACUCAAGAUCUAACAGAUGCUUUAUUAUUAAUGUUAGAUCGUUAUGCUGAAUUAGGAUAUGAUGUAUCGAAUGCUUGGGAAUGUGUAUUUGAACUUAAAAAUAAUACACUUGCUAGAUUAUUGAUAUCAGUUUGUGGUCCACCGAAUUUUCCACUUCAUAGCUAGAGUUAUUAUAUUAUAAAGUAGUUUCGUUCAUUCAAAUUCUAUGUAUAUGUACCUAAUGUAAAUUAAAUUAAUAGUCAGAAGUAGUUUGAUGUUGUGCUUGUUGUUGCUGUUGCUGUUGCUGUUGUUGUUGUUGUUGUUGUUGU